Molecule: messenger RNA, 2383 nt
Organism: Coregonus clupeaformis (lake whitefish)
Lineage: Eukaryota; Metazoa; Chordata; Actinopteri; Salmoniformes; Salmonidae
Gene: ccni
Product: cyclin I
Exons: 8
Coding region: 275-1429 (384 amino acids)
Biological process (GO): regulation of cyclin-dependent protein serine/threonine kinase activity; mitotic cell cycle phase transition
Cellular component (GO): cyclin-dependent protein kinase holoenzyme complex; nucleus; cytoplasm
Molecular function (GO): cyclin-dependent protein serine/threonine kinase regulator activity
Source: RefSeq, a predicted model, not a curated record
AUUUCGCUCUCUCCGAAGAGUCUCCUACUCGGAAGUAGACGUAUCUGUCUAUUCCGUACCAUUUUCAUAUACAUUUCAUUUGGAAGACCCCCAUUUCUCCCCAAAAUAAAACACAACAUGGAAUCGAAGAUGGAGUAACUUAAAACCCGAUUUACCUUUUUGUUUUACCUCAGUUUAAUGGACCGGAUGAUUUCCAAGUCGAACUGUGAUUCCCACAGCUUUGCAGGGAAGGUAGCUGUAUCCAGUGGGGAGGUAGGCGUAUCCAGGGGACGCAAUGAUGAAGUUUGCCGAACCAUUGGAAAGCCAGAGGCUGUCUUUUCUUCUGGAAAAGGCCGCCUCUAGGGAAGCCCAGAUGUGGAAAGCGUACGUGCCCAAAAAGACGUAUACCAGCGUUCAGGAUACAGACAUCUCCCCUGCCCAGCGCGAUGAGGCUGUGUACUGGCUCAUUGAUCUGAACAGUGACACCAAGCUCUAUCCAGAGACCCUCUCCCUGGCCAUCAGUAUUUUAGACAGGUUUUUAGGCGCUAUAAAGGCCCGUCCAAAGUACCUCCGCUGCAUUGCCAUCGCCUGUUACUUCCUGGCUGCCAAAAGCAGCGAGGAAGACGAGCGUGUGCCGUUGUUGCGUGACUUGGCAAGCAGCAGCAGCUGUGGCUGCUCUCCAUCAGAGAUCCUGAGAAUGGAGAGGAUCAUUCUGGAUAAACUCAACUGGGACCUGCACACUGCAACACCGCUGGAAUUUCUACAUAUUUUCCAUGCCAUGGUGCUGUCUUGCAAGUCCCGGUUCUUGGUUGGUCUGGUGGGCUGUAACCCGUCGCAGCACCUGUCAGUGUUGACCCAGCAGCUGCACUACUGCCUGGCCGACAGCACCCUGCUACAGCCCCUCUCCCGGGGAUCCAUGCUGGCACUGGCCCUCAUCACCCUGGAGCUGGAGAAUAUCUGCCCUGACUGGCUGGCUCUCACUAUCCUCCUGCUCAGCAAAGCACAGAUCGAUAGUUCUCAGCUCAUCCGCUGUCGAGAGUUGGUGUCACGUCGCCUGUCCACACAGGAAGCUUCCCUGCCUCCCAACACUGUAUACAUCUACCAGCCCCUGGACCACAGUCUGGCCUCGGACCCCUGCGACGAAGGGGAAGGAGACUCCAACACCAGGCUCCUCUCCCCAGUCACAGACCCACCAGCCCCGGCCCCCAGGGACCGAAGCCUCUCCAGGGUCUCCUCCACCACCGCCCUGCUCCAGGUCCACGGUCCGCCCAUGCCCAGCCACCACCCCCACCAAGUCCACCUGCGCUGCAAGCUCUCAGCCAAGCGCAAGGUGAGAGCUUGGCUACUCCAUCAACCGGAGUGGAGGAGAUGGAGGUCGACGAAUUCUACGACGGGAUCAAACGGCUCUACAGCGAAGAGAGCGGGGGUGCUCCGGAGGGGACGGUGGUAACGGGGGAGGGGCCUCUGCUAGUCAGGCAGGAGGGCAACACCUCACCCUGUCCCCCUCUCCAACCCGUCAGUUUCACAUAGAGAAGAGAAAGAAACCAAGGCCUUCUCGUCAUCUUAUCUGAGCUGCAUGGAAGAGGCGUCCCAAGUGUUCCCAGUGUUUCAGCAGUCAUGGACAUUAAUCCACCAUCCCAGGCCUAGACGGAGCCAAAAAAAAGUCACACACAAAAAAAAUGCUGCUAUUUCAUAACUAUUUGUUGAAUAUAAAAGGAUAACUAAAAUAUUGAUAUAACUAAAAAGAAAAAAAUCUUGUCCUUCAAAAAAAAGUUAGAAUGACUUCUUCUCCCAUUUUGAUUCUGUGUGUAAGAGAUUUCUCUUGACUAAUGUAAGGUCAUGUCAUCUUAUUUCUGUCCUAACCACUUCUGUAAAUUACAAUACAUAUAUACGUCUUCUUUCCAUCAGCAUGUUCUUCAGCUUGUUGUCUUUUAAUCCUUCAGAGUUUGAUUGAAUGGAAGUGUGUUUAGACUAGAUGACUGUCUUAACCCGCCCAGGUAGGAAAGAAGUGAUAUGUGUGAAGUACUGACUGAUUGUUUAUAAGAUUUUUGUUAACUUAAUCUAAAUAUCCACAACCUUCCUAUCUUUGUCCCAUCAAAGUGUUGUCGAAGUAAAACCAAAGAAGGAACAGGUUCGUAUUACUGACGAAAGAGCGUUAAUUUUACUCAUUGAAGCAAUGCAAUGUUUUUGGUUUUGCCCAGUUUGUGCGUUGUCUGAAGAUGAACAGCUUUGUGUCAAGAGGGAUAAAGAUGUAUAUCACCAUAAUACCGCGUCUUCACUGUUCAGAAAUGUUUUGUUUUGUAUUUAUUGCAAAAAGCAGCUCUCUCUUUUUCUGGGGUGCUGGUUAACUUCCGAUGCUCUGCUGGUUCACCUUGUGGCACCAAUAAAGAAACACCUUUAAUCA